Brassica rapa (field mustard) is the source of this 626-nucleotide messenger RNA. Its product is annotated as 50S ribosomal protein L20. Gene Ontology annotation, biological process: translation. Gene Ontology annotation, molecular function: rRNA binding; structural constituent of ribosome. The record is from RefSeq and is a predicted model, not a curated record. Gene Ontology annotation, cellular component: ribosome. Lineage: Eukaryota; Viridiplantae; Streptophyta; Magnoliopsida; Brassicales; Brassicaceae.
AACAACAACAGAGGCGGCGUGAACAGUGAGAGACUCUCACUGAGAGAGGAGCAAGGAAAGGAAGAACAGUUCAGAAAGUAAAGGAGAAAGAUGAACAAGAAGGAGAUCUUCAAGCUAGCAAAGGGUUUCAGGGGAAGAGCGAAGAACUGCAUAAGAAUCGCGAGGGAGAGAGUGGAGAAAGCUCUUCAGUACUCUUACAGAGACAGGCGCAACAAGAAGCGUGAGAUGAGAGGUCUCUGGAUCGAGCGUAUCAACGCCGGCUCUCGUCAGCACGGUGUGAACUACGGUAACUUUAUCCACGGACUGAUGAAGGAGAACAUCCAGCUGAAUCGUAAAGUCCUCUCUGAGCUGUCUAUGCAUGAGCCUUACAGCUUCAAAGCACUCGUGGACGUCUCCCGCAACUCAUUCCCUGGAAACAAGAACGUGGUCCAAGCCCCUCGGAAAGUAGACGUUUCUUCUAUCAAUGCCUAGUUAGGAUCAAGUUAGUUUCUAUCUCUCCCUUAUUGUUAACACUCUUUCAAACAGAACACAAUACCAUUCAGUUAUUUGUCUGAAUCAAAUUCAUGUGUAUGCAUGAUUACUAUUAAACUUCUGCAAUAUUGAAAAUUUGUGUUUCAUCUUUCUUA